AUGCCCACCAUUUUCCCAACAUGGCCACACAUCCUCUUUGGCGUCCUUGAGCCGAUCUCACUAGCCCUUGGCAGUGCAUACCCCCUCUACAACCUCCAAGGCUUUAUCGCCGGGCAAACACCCAACAUCGCAGCCCCAGCCACGCUGCACCCUAGCAGCGUCGCGCUCGCCUACCAACUCGGCAAUGUCUACUCACUCCUCUUCCUAGUCGGCGUAGGAGUUUGUCACGCCACAACCGAGCCAAGAGUACUACGCAAUUACCUAGUCGGGCUGGCCAUCGCCGAUAUAGGCCAUGUCUACGCCACAUACUUAGCGAUGGGCUGGGACGCGUUUGCAGACGUUGCGGCAUGGAACGCUUUGACCUGGGGUAAUAUCGGGAUCACGACGUUCUUGUUCGUCAAUAGGAUCGCUUAUUUCUUGGGCAUUUUUGGCUAUGCGAAGGCGCCUAAAGCGGCUGCAAAACGGGAGUGA
Molecule: messenger RNA, 471 nt
Organism: Penicillium concentricum
Lineage: Eukaryota; Fungi; Ascomycota; Eurotiomycetes; Eurotiales; Aspergillaceae
Exons: 2
Coding region: 1-471 (156 amino acids)
Source: RefSeq, a predicted model, not a curated record